This is a messenger RNA of Dama dama (fallow deer), 8808 nucleotides long. RefSeq names its product alanine aminotransferase 1. Gene Ontology annotation, biological process: biosynthetic process. Gene Ontology annotation, molecular function: L-alanine:2-oxoglutarate transaminase activity; pyridoxal phosphate binding; protein binding. Lineage: Eukaryota; Metazoa; Chordata; Mammalia; Artiodactyla; Cervidae. The transcript has 21 exons. Bases 5600 to 8599 code for a protein of 999 amino acids. The record is from RefSeq and is a predicted model, not a curated record.
CUCCCAGUGCACCUGGCCCGAGCACUUGUCUCAUGCAUCCCACCUGGGCCGGUGGUCUGUUUCACCAUAGAUAAUAUACAUGCUGUUCUCUCGAAACAUCCCACCCUCGCCUUCUCCCACAGAGUCCAAAAGUCUGUUCUGUACAUCUGUGUCUCUUUUUCUGUUUUGCAUAUAGGGUUAUCAUUACCAUCUUUCUAAAUUCCAUAUAUAUGUGUUAGUAUGCUGUAAUGUUCUUUAUCUUUCUGGCUUACUUCACUCUGUAUAAUGGGCUCCAGUUUCAUCCAUCUCAUUAGAAACUGAUUCAAAUGAAUUCUUUUUAACGGCUGAGUAAUAUUCCAUGGUGUAUAUGUACCACAGCUUCCUUAUCCAUUCGUCUGCUGAUGGGCAUCUAGGUUGCUUCCAUGUCCUGGCUAUUAUAAACAAUGCUGCGAUGAACACUGGGGUGCACGUGUCUCUUUCAGAUCUGGUUUCCUCAGUGUGUAUACCCAAGAGUGGUAUUGCUGGGUCAUAUGGCAGUUCUAUUUCCAGUUUUUUAAGAAAUCUCCACACUGUUUUCCAUAGUGGCUGUACUAGUUUGCAUUCCCACCAACAGUGUAAGAGGGUUCCCUUUUCUCCACACCCUCUCCAGCAUUUAUUGCUUAAAAAUAUGGAACGCUUCAUGAAUUUGCGUGUCAUCCUUGCGCAGGGGCCAUGCUAAUCUUCUCUGUAUCGUUCCAAUUUUAGUAUAUGUGCUGCCGAAGCGAGCACAGGAUGGGAUUUGUUAAUCUCCCUUUUGGUUUCUGGGUUUUGUCAGGCUAGAAAGGCCCACCCCUUACUGGGGUCACACGGAUGGUCCGGGCCUCCUGCGGUUGUCCCUCCGCACAGCUGUGUCUGCGAUGCGUCCCGCCCCGCGUGCCUCCUGCAGACCCCUCCCCAGCCCUGCAUGACUCCUGCGCCUCCGCAGACCCUUCCCUUCCAGACCCUCUUUCAGGGGCGUCUGUGGCCCUGCUCACCUUGGAUGCUCCCUGUCCCAGUUCUCAGGGGUCUCCCUCCUCCGUCUGCCUCUUGCUGGCCCUCCUCCCGAGGCGCUCCCCCCAUCCCCACCGUCAGGUGGGGCUGUGGGUCCCCUCGUGUCUCCUGCCAGGGCCCUCUGCUCCCUGGAUCUGAUCACAUCUCUCAUGCAUCUGGAAGCCUCUGUGGCUCCCACAGCCUGUUGGGCCUGUUACGUCCCCGCCCCCCAGGCUGACCGGAUACCUGGCAGCCGUGCUCACACCUGCCCUCCCCAGACAGAGCACUUAACAUUGUUUCGAGGAGAUCUGCCCUCACGCGGCUCAGAAGCUGAACGGCAGGAGUGGCCCGAGCUCUCAGCCACCUGCCCCACAGCCCCCGGGCCUGCCUGUGCAUCUCAGGUUUACAGGCGUGUUCGCAGCGAAGCCGUGUCUCGUGUUCAGAGUGUGAGUCCCUGGUUCUUCGCUGAACACUGCUUCUUAGUGACCUUUGCAUGAUGGCGUAUAGGUAGCUCCCUCAUACAGCCCUCAGGGCCUCACGUCAUGACCCUGAAGUGGACGAGGAGGGCUGAGCGCUGCUGCGGCAGCAGGCCUGACACGUGUGCUGCGGCUGUAGCUCCUGGAGCCUUCCAGAGCAGGCCUGCUGGGGGCUGCCCUGCACGCGUGUUGUGAUGAUGGUGCCCUUGGCAGCACCCCCAGAUCACGGAAGGUGAGCAGGCCUUCCAAGCUCGCCACGCCAGCCAUCCAGCUGCUCGGCCCGGCCCCUGCCUUCAGCCGCUCACGGCUCCGCAGCCUGUCCCCCCGCGGCCAGCGCCACCCGUGCCCCCUGGGCCCGCCAGGUGGACCCAUCACGGGGCCAACACAGGGUCCGGGCACCAUGCCCUCUUCCUCGCAGAGCCCAGCCUGUGCCUGCACUAAGGCCUGUGCCCCUCGCCCCACCCAGGGCCCCCCAGAGCUGUACGGCCAGACAAGGGUUAGGAGUCAGGCCCUGUCUUGGGGCCUCGGCCCCGUGCCCGAGCAGCACUGACCCGAGGCCUCCCUCCAGGUUCCGGCUGUCGCCCUGGAAACAGACCCGGCGGGUGUGCAGAGGGCGGGGACGAGCGGCACCCCCGGCAGACUCGUGCCCUCGGCAGCUGGCCGUGAGGCGGGGAUUGGCGGUGUCCCAGGUGAGCUGAGCAGGGGGCCGGGAGGCCAGAGCUGGGGUGGGAUCGGGGGAGUCCUGCCUCCCAGUCCCUGCCUGCAACCGGGAGGGGUCAGCUCUGUCUCAGGGUUUUUUCCAUGGAGCCCUGGCCCCACGGCCUCCCCUGCUGAGGGCGCGUCUCUGUGUGACUCUGCAGGUGGUGCCUCACACCUCACCCUUCCCAGAGCCAGGAGCACGCCUGCCCCACCAUUUGCUCUUGUCGAUAAAGCCACAGGGACCAGCCCCAGCAGCCAGAAUGUGAAGCCCCAGAACCUGAGGGAAGGUGGGCACCCUCCCUCCCCAACUUCUCCUUCUCUGCAGGUCACGCACCCCCGCAGGUCAUGCCCCCGCCGCCCACUCUGGCACUGGGCUCUUGCUGUGACCCUGAUUCUCACACAGAUGCUGGGCAUGCACGUGAGGCAGCCUGGGGGAGUCUCAGCAGGACACCAGGGUUCAGGCCUGGCCUCAGUUUCCCAGGUGGAGGGUGGAGACACUGGAGCAGGGUGUCUGUGGGUGUGGAGGGGCCCCUGAGGCACUCAGGCUGGGCGUGGAUCUGUCCACGCUGAGGGCCCAGGGCCACUCCCAACAGACUCUGAGGCCUUCCGGUGGUGCUGGCUCAGAGGAGGGGGGCAUUCUCCGUGGUCCUUCCAGAAAGCUCCUCCCACCUCGUCCCACACCCCAGGCGUGGAGCUGAGAACUGGAAAAAUUGUGCAGAUUAUCUCUGACAUUCCAGGGAGGCUUGGGGCAGGAUUUGUGGAUGGAGGCUGCAGCUGCCCUGCUCAGCCCCCCUCAGCCUGGGUGUCGUGAGGUGGUCAGUUGCCGGGACUCUGCUGAGCUGUGCUGGCCUCUGUGGCUCAGUCAGGAGUAAGUCUUCGGCUCCAGGGGGCUGUUCCUGGACUAUGGCUGGGGGAGGUGGCAGAGAGGGCAGAAGCUGUGUGGGGGAGUGGGCAGAGAGCUCAGACUCAGCCCGGGCGGGGCUGGGCACUGUGCUGCCCUCCUGGAGAUGCUCCCAGGAUGGACACCCACUGCCCGGGGUCCCUGGACGCCAAUGGGUCAUCUUUCUCUCUGGGGAGGCCGCCCAGAGGCCCAAGGUCACACUGAGACUGGCCUCAGGCAGCUUCCUGCAAGGAGCACUGCUGAAGGAACCCAGAGGGGACCUGGGGAUUCAGGCAGGUGGGCCCCCAGAGUGGGGUGAGUGCCCAGCUCCACCACUGCAGCCCAGCAGGCCGACAGCAUCUCCAGCACGCACUGCCUGGCGAGGGUGUGGGGCCCACAGAGAGCGGGUCUCUGUCGAGCCCCCGUCCUUCCUGCCCCCCUGGGCAGUAGGGGUAGGGCGGGGGCGAGGCCCAGGCAGAAGGCAGCCAGCCUUGCUCCUUCCUAUGGUCUCGUGGGGCAGGCUCUUGAGGCUGGCCUCCCUGGCAGGCCCCGAGGCCAACUCCAGAGAGAUGCACGUCCCACAGGUGGGCAGGAGGGGGUGCUCAGUCUCUCCAGGGAAGCAUGAGGGACCUGUAAGUGGCCAGCAGGGAGGCAGAAAGCCCUGCCACACCUGGGUCUGGCUGGGGCCUCAUGGGCGGGGAGCAGGCAGAGGCAGGACACGGGGCACCAGGAGACCCAGGCAGGCAGUCUGGGCCUGGGCAGCUUCUGUGCCGGCCCUGCAGUCGGCAGAGCUGGCCAGCAGGGGGCGGGCUGCCCGGAGCAGGGGUGCUACCUGGAAAGCUCUUUCCUGGCCUCACUGGUCCCCCAUCCUGUCCCCAGGAAGCCUCUGAGGCCAGGCUAGCAGAGGGAAUAGUGGAGUGCCAGCCAAGUCCAGGGCCAGGUUGACCCAAGAAGUGAGGCUCUGGGUACACUGGGGGUCCCCAGGCUGGAGAGGCCUGACCUGACCUGACCUGGCCCAGGACGGUUUCCUUCCAGAAGGAAGUGGCACUCAGUAGUACAAGUCUGGUCAAAGGAAGGCUGGUCAGUCUCCAGAUGGCCAUGAGGUCUGUCCGAGUGGGAAGGGGGCCUCUUGGUGGGCAGGCUGAGCUGCGGGGGCACCUUCUAGGUGGGGCCUGGCCACGGCCUCCUGAGCAGUGUCCUGAGACCAUGCCCUGUGACCACACUAGGCGUGCUGGGCAAGACAGUCCAUGGUGGGGACUGUGGGGCUGUGCCGCAGCCCAGCUGCUUGCCCGGCUAUCUGUCCCGACAGCUCCCAGAUCAGGCAGGCCACUGUGCUCAUGUUCACCCAAGCAAGGCUUGCAUGUAGCCCAGGACAGCUGAGGGGGGAUUGAGUGGCCUGAACUAGAAAGCCUGGCAAGGAAGAGGCCCAGACUCGGGCGGUGAGCAGCUCAUGGCCAGCACAGGCCAUGCCCUCCACCCUCUGCAGCCAAGGAGCAGGGUGGCCUGGGCGCCCUCAGGAGUCUGGCAGAGCUGCAGGAGAAAGUGAGCUUGCCUAGCCCAGCCCGAGGGCAGACGGGUCAAGGGCCAACAUGGGGACUUGAGGGGCCGCCUGGCCAGAGGCCUGCUGUGAGCGGGUGUGCUGUCUGUCUGCUCUUUUCUCUGAGCUGCAGAGAAAUGCUGAGUGUGGGGCCAGAAAGUGGGCCGCACAAGGUUUUCUUGCAGGGUGGGGCUCUGGGGGGCGGGGUGGCCUGUCCCCAUCCAGCCCUGAUGACUUCCUACUUCCUCCUCUCAGGCCGGCAGGAGGGAGCACCUGCGUGUGCAGCUCGGCCGCUGGCUACUCCAAAGGGGGCCCUUCCUGAAGACAGUUGCCGGGCCCUGGGUGCCCUGCCUGCCUAGAGAGCAUCAGCCCCAGGCGCCGGGGACCAGGACACCCGGACUCUGGACACACACCCGCCCAGCCCUCCCUCCUGCCGCACCUCCUCUUAGCACUGACACCCGGAAGGCUGGGGGUGCUGGGGGGUGGCGGGGGAGGAAGGCCCGGCCAUGGCUGCCCCUGGACCCCACCUGGUCUCCUAAGACUGGAAGGCAAGGGCUCUCUGGGCUCCCAGGGGUGUGUGCCCUGCCCUGCCCUGCCCUGCCCCGCCCCUGCGUGAGGAGCCGGGAGCUGCAGCCUUGUCAUCUAGGUGAUUAGCUUCAGACCCUGGACUGACACUGGCCAGGUCCCGCCUGCUUCCUGCAGGGUGUCCUCCUGACCCCACGCGGGUGGAAGGCCCUGCCCAUCGAGCAGCCAAGGUGCUCGGGCCCCGGGAGGCGGGCUGUAGGUGCCCUCCCACGCCGCCUUUCUGCCUGGGGCCCGUGGCCCUCACACCUGUCCUGGCCUGGUCACAGCGUGGGGCCUCCUGACCCAGCCUUGCCAGGCACAGAGGCCACGAACCUCGGGAGGGGAUGCCCCUGAGGGAGCCAGUCCAGCCAGCUGCCCCCCACCUCAGGCCCAGCCUGGCCCCUGUGCUGCCCCGGUUGGUGCCCCCCGCACCCCCCCUGGCAGGCAGCCCCCGCCAUGGCCGAGCACCUGGAACUGCUGGCAGAGAUGCCCAUGGUGGGCAGGAUGAGCACGCAGGAGCGGCUGAAGCACGCCCAGAAGCGACGGGCCCAGCAGGUGAAGGCGUGGGCCCAGGCUGAGAAGGAGGCCCAGAGCCGCAGGGGCCCGGGGCAGCCGCCACAGGGCGCGGUGCGAAAGCGCGUGCUCUUCCCGCCCAGCGUCACCCUCCUCGAGGCGGCUGCCCGGAAUGACCUGGAAGAAGUCCGCCAGUUCCUCGAGAGCGGGGUCAGCCCUGACCUGGCCAAUGAAGAUGGCCUGACGGCCCUGCAUCAGAGCUGCAUCGACGACUUCCGGGAGAUGGUGCAGCAGCUCCUGGAGGCUGGGGCCCGGGUCAACGCCCGCGACAGCGAGUGCUGGACACCGUUGCACGCCGCAGCCACCUGUGGCCACCUGCGCCUGGUGGAGCUGCUCAUUGCUCGCGGUGCCGACCUCCUGGCAGUCAACACGGAUGGGAACAUGCCCUAUGACUUGUGUGAGGAUGAGCAGACACUAGACUGCCUGGAGACAGCCAUGGCCAGCCGCGGCAUCACCCAGGACAGCAUUGAGCAGGCCCGGGCCCUGCCGGAGCUGCACAUGCUGGAGGACAUCCGGAACCUGCUUCAGGCGGGGGCCGACCUCGACGUCCCCCAGGACCACGGGGCCACGCUGCUACACAUCGCUGCAGCCAACGGGUUCAGCGAGGCGGCCGCCCUGCUGCUGGACCACCAGGCCAGCCUGAGCGCCAAGGACCGUGACGGCUGGGAGCCACUGCAUGCGGCAGCCUACUGGGGCCAGGUGCGCCUGGUGGAGCUGCUUGUGGCACACGGGGCUGACCUGAACAGCAAGUCCUUGAUGGACGAGACGCCUCUCGACGUGUGCGGGGACGAGGAGGUGCGCGCCAAGCUGCUGGAGCUGAAGCACAAGCAUGAUGCCCUCCUGCGUGCCCAGGGCCGCCAGCGCUCCCUGCUGCGCCGCCGCACCUCCAGCGCCGGCAGCCGCGGGAAGGUGGUGAGGCGGGUGAGCCUGACCCAGCGCACCAGCCUGUACCGCAGGGAGCACGCCCAGGAGGCCAUCGUGUGGCAGCAGCCCCCGCCUGCCAGCCCCGAGCCGUGGGAAGAGGAUGAGGACCGCCAGACCGACACAGAGCUCCAGCCGCCGCCCCUGGAGGAGGAGGACCCUGAGGAGGCCAGGCCGCACAAUGGCCGAGUGGGGGGCCCCCCGGGACGGCACCUGUACUCCAAGCGGCUGGACCGGAGCGUCUCCUACCAGCUGAGCCCCCUGGAGAGCGCCUCCCCCGAUGCCCUGGUGCGCGCCAAGGCCCACCACACCCUGGCAGAGCUCAAGCGGCAGCGGGCAGCUGCGAAGCUGCAACGACCCCCAGCUGAGGGGCCCGAGGCUGCUGAGGCUGGCCUGCCUGUGGACACUGAGACCCCCCAGCCGGAGAGUGGCUGUGGGGCGAGUGGAGACCCGCCCCUGCUGAAACUCACAGCCCCCUCAGAGGCGGCCCCUGUGGAGAAGAGACCGUGCUGCCUGCUCAUAGUCAUGGCCCUGAGGGCAGGUGAGCACAGCCAGGAGGCAGCAAAUGGGCUGAAGGAGAAAGUGCUGACACUGGACUCCAUGAAUCCUUGUGUCCGGAGGGUGGAGUACGCGGUGCGAGGCCCCAUCGUGCAGCGGGCGCUGGAGCUGGAGCAGGAGCUGCGCCAGGGCGUAAAGAAGCCCUUCACUGAGGUCAUCCGUGCCAAUAUCGGGGACGCACAGGCCAUGGGGCAGAUCCCUAUCACCUUCCCGCGCCAGGACGCCAAGAGGAAGGCAGAACACAUCUUGCAGGCCUGUGGGGGCCACAGCCUGGGGGCCUACAGCAUCAGCGCUGGUGUCCAGAUGAUCCGCGAGGACGUGGCGCGGUACAUUGAGCGGCGCGAUGGAGGCAUUCCCGCUGACCCCAAUAACAUCUUCCUGUCCACGGGGGCCAGCGAUGCCAUUGUGACGGUGCUGAAAUUGCUGGUAACCGGCGAGGGUCGCACGCGCACGGGCGUGCUCAUCCCCAUCCCUCAGUAUCCACUCUACUCCGCCGCGCUGGCCGAGCUCAACGCGGUGCAGGUGGACUACUACCUGGACGAGGAGCGUGCCUGGUCGCUCGACGUGGCCGAGCUGCGGCGUGCGCUGGGCCAGGCGCGUGACCACUGCCGCCCCCGCGCGCUCUGUGUCAUCAACCCCGGGAACCCCACCGGGCAAGUGCAGACCCGCGAGUGCAUCGAGGACGUGAUCCGCUUCGCUUUUGAGGAAAGGCUUUUCCUACUGGCCGAUGAGGUGUACCAAGACAAUGUGUACGCCGAGGGCUCGCAGUUCCACUCGUUCAAGAAGGUGCUCACGGAGAUGGGGCCACCGUACGCGGCGCGACAAGAGCUCGCCUCCUUCCACUCGAUCUCCAAGGGCUACAUGGGCGAGUGCGGCUUCCGUGGCGGCUACGUGGAGGUGGUGAACAUGGACGCCGCGGUGAAGCAGCAGAUGCAGAAGCUGCGGAGCGUGCGGCUGUGCCCGCCCACCCCGGGCCAGGUCCUGCUCGACGUGGCUGUCAGCCCGCCCGCGCCCUCCGACCCCUCCUUCGCGCAGUUCCAGGCGGAGAGGCGGGCGGUGCUGGCCGAGCUAGCGGCCAAGGCCAAGCUCACGGAGCAGGUCUUCAACGAAGCUCCCGGCAUCCGCUGCAACCCGGUUCAGGGCGCCAUGUAUUCCUUCCCGCGCGUGCAGCUGCCCCCGCGUGCGGUGCAGCGCGCUCAGGAGCUCGGCCUGGCUCCCGACAUGUUCUUCUGCCUGCGCCUCCUAGAGGAGACUGGCAUCUGCGUGGUGCCUGGGAGUGGCUUCGGACAACGGGAAGGCACCUACCACUUUCGGAUGACUAUUCUGCCCCCCAUGGAGAAGCUGCGGCCCCUGCUGGAGAAGCUGAGCCAGUUCCAUGCCAAGUUCACCCGCGAGUACUCCUGAGGACCCGUCAGAAGCCAGGGCCGGCCAGAAGGGAUGACCUCCGACUGAGGGCACUUGGCCCUGGGGCCUCUGGAGCCUCUGGACUUGCUGCUGCUGCCUGUGUGGCAGAGCCCCUGCCCCUCCGCAGGCCCUAAUAAAGCAAUGGGCUGGCCGGGCUGCUUGGAGGCCAUGUGUGUGCACCUUCGCAGCCUCGUCCACUCCUGACUGCC